CUGCAUGUCGCAAAGUACCAGCUUCUCAAGUUAAGAGUCAAGGACUCAUCCAGAGCUAACCAGAAGAACAUUUACCAUCUUGAAGAGAUUUAACCAGUAUUAAGAGAACAGGAACCUCAGAUCGCACUCUGCGUCUGUCAAGACAUGGAGCCAUGACCCUCGAGGAAGAGCAAGACUUCAGCAGCCACAGUGGGGAUGACAGCCUCAACGACAGCUGGUCCUGGUUACAGACCAUGAACUAUGUGGGUCAGUUGGCGGGCCAGGUGUUCGUGCAGGUCAAGGAGCUAUACAGGGGACUCAACCCUGCAACACUGUCUGGAUGUAUAGAUGUUAUCGUGGUACGACAGCCAGAUGGCACCCUGCAGUGCUCCCCAUUCCACGUCCGCUUCGGCAAGAUGGGUGUGUUGCGGUCCCGUGAGAAAGUGGUGGACAUAGAGAUUAAUGGCGAGCCGGUGAGUCUGCAUAUGAAGCUGGGCGAGAAUGGAGAGGCCUUCUUCGUCACAGAGACUGAGAACACAAUGGAAAUAGUCCCGUCUUACCUGGCAACGUCACCCAUCAUGUCAACGGGGGCAGAGUUAAUGGAGUCCCAGCUAGGCAGGGGCAGUUCUCGUCACCAUGACACCAUCCCCUGCAGCUCACUCCCUGUCCAGAGCCUGGGACCGCAGCAAAGUGAAGGUGGGAUGAUCAAGAAGAGGAGGAAGCGGAGGAGGAAGGUACGACCAGAAGCAGCCGGCGGAGGGGGAGGGAGGAGAGAGGAGAGCGGUGAAGAGUUUUCGGAGGACGAGGACAUGUUUUCUAUUGACCUGAGCUCAGAUGAGGAGCGAGAGGGUGACGGCGGCAGACCUGUGUACGGUGAUCAGGGGUCAACAGCCAACAUGCACACACACCCCAGCACUGAUUGGACCCGUUCACAGAGCCAUGCGAUUAAGGAGACUCUCUCCCUUCCUCCACCCUGUGGUCUGUCCAUCUCUUGUCCUCAGCAGACUUCUCACUUCUCCUCCUCUGUUAGUAGCCCCGAUGAUUCACGCUCAUCAACACCGAAGAGCGACUCAGAGCUAACCAAUCAGAACAAAGACAACCCUGAGAUGUUGUGGACCUGGGGGGAGCUGCCACAGGCCGCCCAGCCAUCCUUCCUGACUUCCCACCAGAAGCAGGACCCCGUCCCAGCAGUCUCCAUCCCGGUGUCCAGCAGCACUCACUUCAGAGCCAUCAGUGACACUGGACCCCCCUCCCUCACUCUCUACCCUCCCCAGCCAGGGGAGAGCGCCGCUCAGGGUGAGGACAAGGACACUGAAGAAAGAAAAAACGGAGCCAGGGUCGGACAAACCACUAAGACUGGGGACACGGCUGCAGGGAGAGAGGUGGAAAGUGUUGGGCCAGCAUGUGAAGAGAUGGAUGGUCUAACAGCCUGCUCAGUGUCUUCCAAGAUUCUCCUCGAUCACCUUGACGAAGCUGGGAGUAGAGGAAGUCCCAUCAGGAGAACUGAUUCACCAUCUAAGAAGAAAGAAAAGAGAAGCCAACACCUUGGUACUGAUGGCGUGUAUCUGGAUGAUAUUACAGAGCUGGAGCCUGAAGUAGCCGCUCUCUACUUCCCUAAAAGUGACGGAGGCAGUAGCUCAAUGAAAGGGGACUCCGAGAUGAUGAUGAUGGGAGCGCGGAGUGCUAAUCAGUCCCCACAGUCAGUGAGCAGCUGUGGGAUGGACAGCGGCGUUGACAGUUUGUCUGACCAAGUGGGGGACCUGCCUCAUGUUGCUAUCUCUUUGUGCGGAGGACUCACUGACAACAGGGAGAUCACAAGAGAGCAGUUCCAGGAGAGGGCAAUUUCCUACCAGCAGUUCUCUGAAAACCCUUCUAUUAUCGAUGACCCUAACCUGGUGGUCAAGAUAGGAAACAAGUACUACAACUGGAACACAGCAGCUCCUGUGAUGUUGGCCAUGCAGGUCUAUCAGAAACCACUGCCGCAGGCCUCAGUGGAGAACAUCAUGAAGGAGAAGAUGCCAAAGAAAGGAGGACGCUGGUGGUUCUCGUGGAGGGGCCGGAACAGCGACUCCAAAUCAGAAUCAGUGACAGAUGCAGGAGGAGACAGUGGAGAGAGUUCGAUUACAGUGCCCUCAGUGGACAGGAUGAAGGACGAAUCAUCCUCCAGUGAUGAGGACCACAGAUCAUCCAAUCAGGCGUCAGGACCCUGCCAGUCAGAGCUCCUCAUGAGUUCUGGCAACGUCUGUUAUAAGAAGACUCUUCGGCUCACCUCAGAGCAACUGGCUAGCCUGCAGCUGAUGGAGGGUCCUAAUGAAGUGGUAUUCAGCGUGACCACUCAGUACCAGGGCACCUGUCGCUGCCAUGGCACAAUCUAUCUUUGGAGCUGGGAUGACAAGAUAGUCAUCUCCGAUAUAGACGGAACAAUAACAAGGUCGGACACCCUGGGUCACAUCCUCCCCACUCUGGGUAAAGACUGGACUCACCAGGGCAUCGCACGGCUUUACCACAAAGUCAGCCAGAAUGGAUAUAAAUUCAUGUACUGCUCGGCGAGGGCCAUCGGCAUGGCUGACAUGACGCGAGGCUACCUGCACUGGGUCAAUGAGAGGGGAACCAUGCUGCCAGUGGGCCCGGUGCUGCUCAGCCCCAGUAGUCUCUUUUCUGCAUUGCACAGGGAGGUGAUUGAGAAGAAACCAGAGAAGUUUAAGAUCGAGUGUCUCACAGAUAUAAAGCACUUGUUCCACCCAAACACUGAACCUUUCUACGCUGCUUUUGGCAACAGAGCUACGGAUGUGUAUUCCUAUAAGGAGGUUGGUGUUCCUCUGAACAGGAUUUUCACUGUCAAUCCCAAGGGGGAGCUGAUACAGGAGCAUGCGAAAACCAAUAUCUCCUCCUUUGGGCAUCUGUGCGAGAUGGUCGACCACGUCUUCCCUGCCCUUGCUCAAGAGGAGGGAGCAGACUUCCCCUGCUCUGACACCUUUGACCAGUGCAAUUACUGGAGCAAACAACUUCCUGAUGGCACCAACCAGGAAGAAGAAGACCCACAGCCACUGGAGACAAGCUGAGGAAACCCAUCGAGAACGCUGCAUUCCAGCUUUUCUCCAAAUCAGUCAUGACGCUGAGGUCAGGGGGUUUGCGACUCAUCGUGAAGCCGGCUGCCCGGAUUCAGAGUGAAGGUGUUGAUUAUUUUAGAAUCAAAAAUCCAAGGACUGACCCUGAUUAAUGAAUGAAGCUCCAUGGCUCGUUCAAAACUCAAAGACGUUUUUAAAGAUUAACUGCGACUACUGAUUUGAAGUAAAUGAAUGUUUUCAGUAUCCCACAUAAACAAACCAACUUGCCAUCAGUCAACAGUGAGAACACAAGCAGACCUGAAGUUUCAUUACACAUAAGACUGCAGCGUCAAAAAAAAAAAAAAAAAAAAAAGGAAGACUUGUAAAAGAGAAGAACAUAAAAUCCCUGAUGAAUAUCAACAGCUGCUUGGGAGUGAAGCCAACCGAUGGCUCCGCCUGAGGAGUGCUCAACACAGGGUCAAACACUCACGUAUCACACAUUUGCAAGUGCACUGACUCACACCAAUGCGUAGACAUAAGAACUUGUAAAGGCAUUCCAUAGACAAUGCACAACACUGCAGAAUAUAUUAUCCCUCACUGUGUGUUUUUCAGCUCAUUGAGAGAUUCCUUCGACUGGUUACCGUCCUCUCCUUCAUCCCACUCCACUCUUCAUUCACACUGGUGGAUGGAAAAGCUGUCACAAAAACCACACACAUACACUGUUUGUGGAUAUUAUAUUAUUAUUAUUUUGCACAUAUACAGGCCGCAGUAUUUUAUGCAAAAAAAAAAACAAACCCUAUCUUAAAAUAAUCGGUCCAUGUUAAGUCCACAAAAAUGUGAGGACUCACUGUGUAAAUGAGAUAAUUUUGCAGAGAUUCUGCACAAGCAGGCCUUCCAGAUUGCCCAAACAACUGGCUUACACCAUUGGUAAUACAAUAUAAGUUAUAUAUGGCCUAGAAUUCAGCUUCCCAAAUCAAAUCAGCCUGUUGGUGCAUCAUUUUAUAUCUUGUUUUAACCCAUCACAUGCAAUAUAUUACCAAAUAUUAACAUACAUAAGAAUCUUAGUUGGAGUUUUACCUACUGCAGGCAUGUGGCUGCAGUAAUCUCCUGUGACCUCCAGUGCAGUACAUACACCACAUCACAUUAACUUACAUUUCACGACUAUAAGAGCAACCAGAACAUGCAAAAAUAGCACAGAUAGUGUACUCAGUCAUCUUUCUGUGCCAAACUCCUUUGCAGGUCCAGCUACAUGUGUUUGUGGUCUCCUGACCGUGCUACUGUGAAAGAUUUAUGUUUAAGACAAAUGCAGGACAAUGCAAAUAACUUAAGUGUGUGUUCUUUCUGUCUGUUUUUAUACACGCAAAUAUGUUAACACCAGUGAUAUGCUAGAAUGUAGAAUAUAAAUCACUCAGAGUCUGUGUUAUUAAUAUGACUAAUGCUCAUCAAUGCAAUGACUGUGGAAGCCCACACAGGACUGCGGUCAUAUAUUUUCAGUUUUGUAAAGUUGUUACUGCACAGAUCAAUAUACUUUUAUAUACAGCACUAAUCUGUCCUGUGGUGGAGAAUUAAAUGCAGUAUAUUCAAAUACUGUAAGGUUUUCUCUUUAAAAAUACAUCUGUGUUUUUUGUCAUGUGUAUAUAGAUUUCCAUUGUUAUCAAAUGCUUGUUUCCAUCCAUUGAUCAAAUAACAUCUACUGUACUGCAUUUAUUAUUUUUUUCACGUCUAACUUAAAAUGGGUGAAACCACUGUAAAUAAUGAUUAAUGUUAUAAAAUUUUGUAACCAUAUGAAGUGAACUUAAAAAAAGAAAGAGCUCAUCUUUUGAGAGAUGAUAUUGUCUAAAAGGCUUUGUUACUGGUGCUCAUUUAAACACACCUGCAGUCAUUACAUGCUUUACUGUGAAUCUGUUUUCAAACCACCCGUCUCCUGUUACGCUACGAGGUGGCAGCUUCAUCAACAUGCAGUUUUUAAGGAAAGCCCAUAGAUGGAUUAGUGUUAAUCAUAUGUCAUUUUGUUUUAUUUUGAGCCUCAUGGGCACUAAGGUGGCUAUUUACAUGAAGUGCAAGCUAAUUGCUACAUAAAGUUUAUGUUGAUUGCAUUGUUAAGAACUGUUUUGUACAGAGCCCCUAAAGUCCCAGAAGGUGAUGAGCAGAAGUCAAUUGUCUUGUUGGAACAAGUUCUUGUCACAUUAUGGGACUUUAGUGGCUCCGUAGCUUUGAAUGCCUGACAGCUUCAAGAAUAGGAAAAACGCUUAUGUUGCUACCACCCUCCAGAUUUUAUAUUAUCUGAAAAAAGUUAGAGUUUAACAACAGUAUUUGUAGUCUGAUAUUAAUGUGUCCUGUACUGGAAAAAAAGCCAAAAUACUGAUUGAUCCUCUGAUUGAUUGUGACUGAGUCUGUGAUAAUGUAUACUCUUUGUGCAUAGGAUAGAUAAUGUUUGAUGCCAUACUGGCGAAAGAAAACUAAUGAGGAAUUGACCUUGAAUCUGAAACUGUUGAUGUUCACAUGCCUUUGGGGACUCCAAUGUAAUUUGUGUAAGAGGCAAAGAAGCAGAGGACGCAUGCUGUUGUGAUGCUAAGAUGCAUAUUAUGUGGAUGUGAUAAUCACUGUCUUGUCACCUGAUCCUUGUAGACAUUGCUAUAGUAUUGUUAUGAGUGUUAUAAAAAAGCAGAGACAUGUUAACAUGUAAUUAUUGAAGCCAAAAGCACACUCACAUCUGUGUGAGGUCACUCGAUUUGGCACUUGUAAGAGAUUAUGCUAAGGUGGAAUAUGGAAGCUGAUGAUUUUUCUUCUUAAUGAACACAAUGCUGUUCCCAUGAUUUAAAAGUAAAUCAUCUGUGUGGUGAUUGUCACUUGAUUCUUUCUGUGAAAGAUCCAUUAAAACUCUUGACCAGUGAUGCAGUCUGUGUCUGUGUUGACAUGGAUGUUGAUCUGUCCCGUGUAGAGAUUAAGGGCACUAUGAAGCAGCCCACCGAGCAGUGUGCAGUACGAGCAAGUGUUAACAAUGUAGUUUGAAUAAACAUGUACAAUGAACACAUUUUUUUUUAAUAAACUCAAAGAUGAUUGCUA
Epinephelus fuscoguttatus (brown-marbled grouper) is the source of this 6092-nucleotide messenger RNA. It is a transcript of the gene lpin1a, whose product is annotated as lipin 1a. Gene Ontology annotation, cellular component: nucleus; mitochondrial outer membrane. The record is from RefSeq and is a predicted model, not a curated record. Bases 153 to 3041 code for a protein of 962 amino acids. Gene Ontology annotation, molecular function: transcription coactivator activity; phosphatidate phosphatase activity. The transcript has 23 exons. Gene Ontology annotation, biological process: positive regulation of transcription by RNA polymerase II; cellular response to insulin stimulus; triglyceride biosynthetic process. NCBI's taxonomy places the organism in Eukaryota, Metazoa, Chordata, Actinopteri, Perciformes, Serranidae.